Molecule: messenger RNA, 3680 nt
Organism: Lates calcarifer (barramundi perch)
Lineage: Eukaryota; Metazoa; Chordata; Actinopteri; Centropomidae
Gene: islr2
Product: immunoglobulin superfamily containing leucine-rich repeat 2
Exons: 2
Coding region: 278-2401 (707 amino acids)
Molecular function (GO): protein binding
Source: RefSeq, a predicted model, not a curated record
UUUUCUCGCUCAGCGGCUGCGGGGACGCGCAGUGGAUCCCACACUCGCUGGAGAGGAAAAAGGCGCCGUCGGAUUGCAACAUCGACUCCCCGGGAAAAAUGUUCCCUCCACCGCCCUUCAUCAGCGCCGUCCAGACCCGCAAAAGUCAUGUGAAAGGAGCCACGACCACUGAGGACUCGAGUUUUUUCGACCAUUAAACUUGUUUCAGAGGAUUGUAAACUCCGAGGGUGAUUUAUAAGACACGGGAAUUGAAGUUAUCAUUGGACAGGUGCAGAAAAUGGCAAGAAGGCUCCUGCAGCUCCUCGCCCUGUGGACUACUGUGACUGGCAUUGUUCAGUGCUGUCCGGAGCUCUGCAGCUGCCAGGAUAAAUUUGCCCACCAGUUUGCAGACUGUGCUUACAAGGACCUGCUGGUGGUACCUGUGGGUCUCCCCUCCAACGUUACCACCGUGAGCCUUUCAGCCAACAAGAUCAAACUGCUCAAGAGCAAAAGCUUCGUCAAUAUCACUCAGGUCACCUCUCUCUGGCUGGCCCACAAUGAGAUUGUUACCAUAGAGACGGACACCUUGGCCCCCCUGAUUCAGCUCCGCAACCUGGACAUCAGUUACAACAAAAUAGUGAACUUUCCAUGGGAGGAUCUGCACAACCUCACCGCCCUGCAGCUUCUAAAAAUGAACAACAAUGAGAUGGUGAACCUUCCAAAGGAUGCCUUCUCCACGCUCAAAGACCUGAGGUCGCUGCGCAUUAACAACAACAAGUUCACCACCAUUGUGCAGGGGACCUUCAGCGCUCUCUCCUCGAUGUCCCAUCUUCAGAUUUUUAACAACCCCUUCACAUGCUCCUGCAGCCUGGAGUGGCUGAGGGACUGGAUUGCAACAACUAAGAUUUCUGUGCCUGAGCCAAAUUCAAUUGUAUGUGAGGCCCCUGAACACCUGAAAGGUACGAUGGUUACAAAGAUUCCUAAACUGGACUGUAGGGCCCCUACUGUCACUAUAACCUACCAGCCUGACCUUGAGAACACAGAGGUCUAUGAAGGUUUCAUGGUCAUUUUAAAUUGUGAGACAAAAGGGAGCCCCAAUCCACAAGUCAGCUGGGAGGUGAUUGCAGGAAAUCAAAAUUAUCUGUUUCCCCUGCCAUCCACUGUGGAGAUAAAUGAUGCACCAAUUAAUGAUAAAACAACCAACGAUCGAUUCAAAGUCUUUAGUAACGGCACACUUAUCAUCUCGCAUUUGACUAAAAGGGAGGAUGGAAAUUACAGCUGCUCUGCUGUGAAUGAUUUGGGCAAAGCAGAGAGGAGUAUUAGAGUGGCUAUGGCAGGCGCCCAAAAACAUGUCGGCAAAACGGUCGACAAAAUCCAUCCGUCUGACAAAAAGCCUUCAGAGACCAAUCCCUCCAAAAACAACGUGAUCAACUGGACCAAGUCUGAAGAUAAGACAAAGACCCCAGAAGCUCCAUCAAUCAAAAUCGACAGCACGGAGCAGGCUGGCGGUGUUUCGAAGGAGCAAACCUUAAACAAGUGCGGCGUGAGGGAAAGCAGCGAAUACAUCUCCAACCAUGCCUUCAACAUGAGCUUGGAUGACCUGAAGCAGUACACUUUUGAUUUUGGUGUUAUUGCGUUAGAGGUGUCAGAGACGGAGGCCAAAGUGCAGCUGAAUCCACUGCAGCUUCCCAGCAGCAAAUCUAACCUUCAUCUCAGUCAACCUGAAAACCAGGAAACAGUGAAUAAAGAGCCUGUGGGUUUGUACCAGUCGUCAUCUGGUAAAGCCACCCUGGACAUGCUCUACCUCUGUGUAAAUACAGGAAAUGGACACUCCAUGGUUCAGUGGUCCAAUAUAGAGGAGGGGGUUAAUGCCUACCGUUUCCAUGGUUUACAGCCUGGCACCAAUUACACACUUUGUCUCACCUAUGGGGGGCAAGACUGCCAAGUCCAAGUAGUCUUCACAACUAGGAAGAAGAUCCCCUCCCUGCUCAUCAUCGUUGUUGUCAGCAUUUUCCUGCUGGGUCUGGCCACUGUUCCCUUACUGGGGGCCACCUGCUGCCAUUUGCUAUACAAGUACCAAGGGAAGACCUACAAGCUGAUCAUGAAGGCUCAGAAUCCGGAUCAGAUGGAGAAACAAAUGAACGGAGAUUUCGACCCCAGGGCGUCUUUCGUGGAGUCCGAGAAAACCUUCAACCCCAGCGAGUUAGGAGAGGGGGAGGGAGAGGCCGAGGGAGAGGAGGGAGACGGGGAGGGAGAAGCCGAGGGGAGCGUGGUGACCGAGUCCAUUCCCGGAUCCUCAUCCAAAACCAACCAGGAGGAGUUCGAAAUGGGCUCGGAGUAUAGUGACAGGUUACCGCUGGGAGCAGAGGCAGUCAACAUCUCGGAGGAGAUCAACGGUAACUACAAGCAGCCAAGCCGCUGAGCCCUGCUGACGAUACGAGUAUAAUGUAAAAUAUUUUACUUUUACGUAGCCUACAUUCAAGCGGGUAACUCACCCACCAUUACCACACGUGAAAAACGACAGCGCCUGAUUAAAAAAAAGGUGGAUCUUUAAAUUUUUUUUCUUUUCUUUUCUUUCUUUUUUUUUUUUUUUUUUUUUUUUUUUACCUCAGAAAGUACUCCGCCAAUCACCGAGAUUGUGAAUUGAUUCAUGUGACAUUUGUAAUCUACUGUAAGGUUAAAAUAAGUGACAUACGUUUACAAUGCAAGCACAGAUCUCUAGCUUAUCAGACCUCAACACUGACAUGAAAGCGACGAAGUGUUGUUCCCUUCUUGUACCGGACAGACACAGAUGGGCAUCGGCGCAAACGGUGGCGUGCAGAGAGUUCUGCGUAAUUUAGGGCAAAAAAAAAAAAAUGAAUGCAGAAAAAUAUAAUCACCGUUUGAGAGCACAAAAAACAACACAGCAAAAAAGUGCCAUAUAUUUCAAAGCCAUUUUAAAUAAAGUAACAUCAGGGAAAAAAAAACAAAAAAACAUUUGCUCUUCCUUCCUUCUCUCUCUCUCUCACACACACACUCACAGGCCAAUUGUCCUCUCAGGUGUCGGCACUCCGGCUCCACUCAACGCGUCCACGGAAACUGUAGCAGCAGAUUUGGAUGAUGAUGAUGAUGAUAUUUGAUAUUUAAAUGACAUUAGACGCAGAUAUUCGCCUUCUGCGUUACUGCGCCUGACAUGACCGCACACAGCAGCGCCAUGCCCGCUGUCCUGUGAGUCCAAAAAGGGGGGAAAUUUCACUUCCAGCUAUGUUGUGCUUGACGGAAUAUCCCAGGUUAUUUACCAACUAAAAAAAUGUUGUUCCACGUGACGUAUAAGGCUUUAAAAAAUGUGCGAUUUUAACCUCUUAAUCAACGGGUGCUUGCUUGUAUACUUCUCGCUUUUUACAAAGAACGUGUCCAUGGCAUGUCACACGUAUUUCCUUGUGUGGUUUUUAUUAGUGUAGUCUAGAGGACUUUAGAUGUUACUGUCAACUUGUGAUGUAAAAGCCAUGUGAGUUGAAAUAAUUCUUUUUUUUUACGACGGUAAGUUUUAAACGAAGCCAUGACAAAGAAGGCGUCUGACGGCUUCACUGUCUUGUAAUUUGAUGCAUAGUGAGUUUUUGUGAACUAUGUUGUAAAACAAGAAACACCCCCACCCCGUGACCCUUCGAGAUUUUUUGAUAUAAUUUUAUGUAAGUGGAAUUAAUAAAACAUAUGAAACUAUA